Morus notabilis is the source of this 2287-nucleotide messenger RNA. Its product is annotated as sorting nexin 2A-like. Lineage: Eukaryota; Viridiplantae; Streptophyta; Magnoliopsida; Rosales; Moraceae. The transcript is spliced from 6 exons. The coding region runs from base 336 to 2048 and encodes 570 amino acids. Gene Ontology annotation, molecular function: phosphatidylinositol binding. The record is from RefSeq and is a predicted model, not a curated record.
UUUUUGAAAACCGGAUAUUAACUGAGAGAAGUACAGAACGAACCCAUCACAAAAACACGAGUUUAUCGUUUUACGAGAGCCCAACCCCCACGUGCCGUUCUUCCUUCAUCGUCCUCCCCCAGCUGGCUCCGUCGUCCCCUCCACCCCCACCCCCCACGGCGCACGAUAGCCUUCACCAGUGGUCCUCACUCCUCACUUUCUCGCUCUCCUCAAACAAAACUCCCCCUAAUGUCAAUAAAACCCCCUUCAUAACACUCUUCUUCUACAAGUUUUGAUUUUUAAUUUCUGUAAUUAUUGUUUUUAUUAUUGUCGUUGGCCUGUGGGAGAAUCAGAAGAUGAUGGAUUCCGAGAACCAGGGCUUUCAAGAAGCCCAUCUCUACGCCUCCAAAGACGAAAUGGAAAGCCUCGUCCUUGACGACCCUCUAAACGACAACAAAUCCCACUCCAAUUACCGCAGCGCCAUGUCGUCUCUCUCCGACCACAACCAUCCUCUCUCCUCAUCCGUUCCUGUCGUCGCCGCCCCAGCCGAUUCCGAUCCCCUGCUCGCGCCCCCACCGUACCGGGAUUUCGGCGGCGGCGUUGGCGCCGCCGCCGAUAGCUCGUAUCUCGACCCUCCGUCCUACGCCGACGUGAUUUUCAGCCCCUUUGAUGCCGAUAACCCCGGGGACUUCAACGGCGUCGAAAGCCCUAGCCAGAGAUCGGAGAAUUCGGCGUCGUUUUCCAGAUCGUUGUCGUCUUCGAGCUCGGAGUACAUCAAGAUCACGGUAUCGAACCCUCAGAAGGAGCAGGAGAUGUCGAAUUCGCUCGUCCCCGGGGGGAACACCUACGUCACGUACCUGGUCACGACGCGGACGAACGUUCCGGAGUUUGGUGGAUCGGAAUUUGGCGUCCGGAGGCGGUUCCGCGACGUGGUGACGCUGUCGGACCGGCUGGCGGAGUCGUACCGGGGGUUCUUCGUGCCGCCGCGGCCGGACAAGAACGUGGUGGAGAGCCAGAUGAUGCAGAAGCAGGAGUUUGUGGAGCAGAGGAGGGUGGCGCUGGAGAAGUACCUGCGGAGGCUGGCGGAUCACCCGGUGAUCAGGAAGAGUGAUGAGCUGAAGGUAUUCCUGCAGGUCCAGGGGAAGCUGCCCCUGCCUACGACCACCGACGUGGCGUCGAGGAUGCUCGACGGCGCGGUGAAGCUGCCGAAGCAGCUCUUCAGUGAGAGCGCGGUGGUGGCGCCUCACGAGGUGGUUCAGCCUGCCAAGGGUGGGCGGGAUUUGCUGAGGCUGUUCAAGGAGCUGAAGCAGUCGGUGGCCAACGACUGGGGCGGCUCGAAGCCGCCGUUGGUCGAGGAGGAUAAGGAGUUCAUGGAGAAGAAGGAGAAGAUGCAUGAGCUUGAGCAACAACUCAGCAAUGCUUCCCAGCAGGCUGAAUCACUAGUUAAAGCCCAACAAGAUAUGGGAGAGACAUUGGGAGAAUUAGGAUUGGCAUUUAUUAAGUUGACGAAAUUCGAGAACGAGGAGGCUGUUUGUAACGCCCAAAGAGUCCGUGCUGCAAACACGAAAGGUCUAGCAACUGCUGCUGUUAAAGCGAGCAGAUUCUACCGGGAGUUGAAUGCUCAGACUGUCAAACACUUGGAUACGCUCCAUGAAUAUCUCGGGCUAAUGUUAGCCGUCAACAGUGCGUUUUCAGAUCGCUCGAGUGCUUUACUGACUGUGCAGACUCUUCUAUCUGAACUAGCUUCAUUGCAGUCGAGGGCUGAAAAGCUUGAGGUGGCAUCAUCAAAAAUAUUUGGUGGUGACAAAUCAAGGAUUCGCAAACUAGAGGAGUUACAAGAAACCAUAAGGGUAACUGAGGAUGCUAAAAGUGUUGCAAUCAGGGAAUAUGAACGAAUCAAGGAAAAUAAUAGGAAUGAACUUGAAAGAUUUGACAGGGAGCGGCAUGCUGACUUCUUGAACAUGUUGAAAGGGUUUGUCCUUAACCAGGUGGGAUAUGCUGAGAAAGUUUCAAACGUAUGGUCAAAGGUCGCAGAGGAUACAAGUGGAUAUGUAAAAGAGAGCAGUUGAAACUCAAGGAUGUAUAUUCACUACUUUCUUCUUCUUUCUAUUUUCUUUCAGAUUUCUAUUGAUCCUCACCCUGUAAAAAUCAAAUUACAUCCAACCAACAAACAAAAAGGGUGCACUUGGUAGUUCUUUAGGUUUCCCGAGUUGUAUCUGUUAGAAAAAUUGCGGCACUUGAAUUUGAUUCUGUAAAUUAUAAUGCUACUUGUUUGACAUUUUGAGGUUUUUACAUCUUGAUUUCCUGA